Aspergillus melleus is the source of this 1223-nucleotide messenger RNA. Its product is annotated as GNAT family N-acetyltransferase. Gene Ontology annotation, molecular function: acyltransferase activity, transferring groups other than amino-acyl groups. The transcript has 2 exons. The record is from RefSeq and is a predicted model, not a curated record. Bases 365 to 1048 code for a protein of 227 amino acids. Lineage: Eukaryota; Fungi; Ascomycota; Eurotiomycetes; Eurotiales; Aspergillaceae.
ACGGUCUCACAAUGACUCCUGGACACCGUUAUCGCCAAAUGGCUCCUUGCUCAAUGUAUGUCCUGUCCUGGCUUACCACUUGCCCGGCACUUUCGAGUUCUAACCAAACCUUGAUUCCCGAGGAUAUGGCUAUAUUGACAUGAAGAACACUUUUGAUCUAUGAUACAUUCUGAUACCUCGAAGAGUUUAAACUCGAUUUGCCAGGGUAGUUGAAUACGAGAGCCCCGUGUGAGUCAUCCACCGCAGCUGGGAUCCUGACAGUGAAAUCUCUUCACGGUCGACAGAAAUCAGCUUAAAGCCUACAUCAGAAUUAAAGAAGUUUACUUUACUCCUAAAUACAGCGCAUAGCGACCUUCCACCCAAAAUGACCAUAUCAGACAUUGCCCUUCUUCCGGCAACCACUCUCGACCAUGAGACCCUCGAUGCUCUAAUCGAUCGCUACAAAACCCUCCGCCUCCGCGCACUAAAAGAAGACCCUGAAGCAUUCGGAUCGAAAUACGAAGAUGAACUGAAAUUUCCACGAGAGAAAUGGCAAGCACGCAUCGAAAACCCAAAGGCUCAUACACUUAUUGCGCUCGAAAAUACCACAAGCCCCGGUGCACCCCUCCAAGCCAGCGACAAUUCUACCCUAUCCGCAUUGCUAUCGAGAAAAUGGGUUGGGACACUUACAAUGGUAGGGCCCGAGCCCGUUCCUGGUUCAGGUUUGGGUCAACAGGAGUUAUUGAAACUGUUUGACUCGAACCGUUCCGACUCCUGUGGUCCCGAAGCUGACCCCUCGAUCCUCGCCUAUGUGCUAAAUGGAAUGUACGUCCUACGAGAGAGCCGAAGGGCUGGCAACGGAAAGCGGCUCCUAGAGGAAGUUGUUGACUAUGCCAGAACGGCGGGGGGUGCAUCGGGGGCAGCACAAGUGUGGUUGUUCGCGUUCCUGGAGGUGAAGAACAGGUCUGCCGUUGUGUUUUAUGAAAAAUGUGGGUUUCGGGCAUGGGAGGAGGAGGUUUUCUUGCACGGUCGUUAUGUUUGGAUGAUGGAAUUUCGUAUCACUCCGUGAUCCAUCUUAUAGUUAGGAUUCUUUCUGUCUACGUCGGUUGGUUGCAACCUUACUCUGUUCUGAGAUGAUUGCGGGCUUACCAAUAUCCCACCGCACAUAAAAGCCUAGAGGCCUUUGGAGGCCUCUUUGUUCUAGAUCAUUCCAGUAACGGCAACUCUAUGGCCUACUACUAACC